UCACGAUACAUCAGUAGAAAUAUAUAGUGCAGAUUUUAUUUUUAUACGACAGUAAUUUUAGAAAACUCAGGCGGACAAAUAAAUCGGUAGCUUCAAGAAAAUGACAACAAUUGCAAGACUCUCACAAACAAAUAUCGUGCAAGCUACGAGAAAGCAUACAGCUACUGUAUUUUUCUUCCAUGGUUCCGGUGGCACAGCAGAAGAUAUCAAAGAAUGGAUUGAUAUUCUUAAUAGAGAAAAAUUGCAGUUUCCACACAUAAAGUUAAUUUAUCCUAGCGCACCCAGUCAACCUUAUACACCAAAUGGCGGAAUGAUACAAAAUGUGUGGUUUGAUCGCAUGGCAAUAUCUAAUCAAGUACCUGAACAUAUAGAAUCAAUUGAUUCUAUGUGUCAGAAUAUAUCAGACUUGAUUGAUAGAGAAGUAACCAAUGGAAUUCCAUUUAACAGAAUAAUUCUAGGUGGUUUUUCAAUGGGUGGUUGCCUUGCAUUGCAUUUAGCAUACAGAUAUAAAACAUCUAUAGCUGGUUGCUUUGCUAUGUCUGCCUUUCUAAACAAAGGAUCUAUAAUCUAUGAGUAUUUAAAAGCAAGGCCAGAACAUAAUAAGGUACCACUUGUUCAAUAUCAUGGUACGAUAGAUACUUUGGUUCCUAUUGAAUGGGGUGAAGAGAGUGCUAAGAAUCUGAAAGAACUUGGCGUGAAUGUAAAAUUUAUACCGCUGCAAAAUAUUAACCAUGAAUUGAGUCGUUCAGAGAUUCAAAAUUGGAAAGAUUGGCUCCUCAAUAUCUUACCAGAUAAAUAAUAUAUCGAAUCAAUCCUUGGAUACUCUUCCUUGAAUUCUGAAAUAGUCGAGGUGCUCUUAAAUGUCUGAACAUUAAUCAUCGAGCUUCGGAAUAUAUGUAUAUGUAUAUAUAUAAUAUUACAGCCUGACGACAGAGAACAAGUAGAUCUGCUGUAAAUGUGUUAUGAUAUCGCAGAUUAACAGUUUGGAGAUUUCUAAAAUCUGGAUCUUGGAUCGCUUAGCCCUCGAUAUCGUGGAAAAAAGUAGGUCUGCAUUAACGUCGCAAGAUGAUUGCAGUCACCCUGACCUUUUCACUUCCUCUCUCUCUUUUUGCUGUUCUUAUAUCUUAGAAUUUGGCACUCGCAAUAUCGCUUUUUGUAUUUGAACUAAAAAUUGCUUGUGAGUUAUGGUUUUUGUAAAACGAUACUUAUAAAACUACAAAUAUAAAAUUUAAAUGUCUUUAAAUUAAUAAGAACAUGCAUAUAUUUCGAUUUAAAUUUUAAUGCUAAUAAAAUUUAAUUUUUUAUAAGAAAAGAGAAC
Messenger RNA from Cataglyphis hispanica, 1318 nucleotides. RefSeq names its product lysophospholipase-like protein 1. Bases 101 to 799 code for a protein of 232 amino acids. Gene Ontology annotation, biological process: protein depalmitoylation. NCBI's taxonomy places the organism in Eukaryota, Metazoa, Arthropoda, Insecta, Hymenoptera, Formicidae. Gene Ontology annotation, cellular component: cytoplasm. The transcript has 5 exons. Gene Ontology annotation, molecular function: carboxylic ester hydrolase activity; palmitoyl-(protein) hydrolase activity. The record is from RefSeq and is a predicted model, not a curated record.